CAAACUAGUUUGCACCAGGCACAUCAUCUUUCUGCAGCAGUAAGAAACUUCUUAAAUGCGCCGUUUGAGUUGGGAAAAACGGGAGAGAAGAGUCUUUUGACGAACGCAUGAAAAUUACACAAGAAUUAUAUGAGUGAUUCUUCAUGGACUUGCUGGGGAGUCCAAGCAGCCACUCUAAAGCAGCCAUGGUCUUUAUGAUCUUACUUCAAACUGGCUGCAGAAAUCCAGAGUUCAAAAAGGAGCUUUUCGAGCUGAGCAGGGAGCUGAAUGUGAACUGGGAUGAUGUGGCCAAGUUUCAUGCUCUUCUAGACGGGGAUCUGGAAAGUGAUGGGCACCUGCCCUGUAGCACCAGAGACUGUGUUGGUGAUAUUCACCCUGUAGCUGAACUUCACUGGCCAGGUAACCAUGGCAAUGCAGAAGCAGUUCAGGAGGUUGCAGCAGGACUUAGAGAAAUUGCGGACCAUUUUGACUACAGCGCUGUGAAUCGGAGUACGCAAAACCUGCUCAGGGAACUGUUAGCGUCCCCGUUUCAUUUGUGGCAAGAACACCUGACCAGGGAGGUGCAGUGGGUGCUUGGGCAUGGCGUGGGCGUGGGGCUGGAGCAGCUCCCCCAGGAGCGUGUCCUUGCGGCUCUGACGCUGACCCUGUUAAAGGGCGUGUGCGAGCAGGUCCCUUGUCUGUUGAGACAUCUUUUCAUGGCCGCACUGCAAUACAUCAACUCCGUGAUGGACAGGUGACUUCUGAGCUGCAGCCUGGAGGAGGAGGAAGUUGUGGUCCAAGAACACAGAAUCUGAAAAGGGGAUCUGGUCCCUGUGCAGUGGAGUGAGAGUCAACCCGGAGUAUCAACAAUAUGUAUUUUUCAAAGAUAGUCACAAUGAAUUGACUUUACACUUAUAUUUAAUGAAGUUUGACACCUGCAGCUUCAAUGAAGGGAAUUCUUAAUUUAGUUUACACUUGCUCUAGUGACCCCCGACCCCCCCCCCAAUUUAUACUUGAAAUAAUGUGCCUUUUGUGUUCACUCAUCUUGUUUUGUGAUGCAUGUAGCUUAUAUUUUGUUCAUGAAGCUUACUGGAAAACUGGAUUUUCAAUGUAUUGUCAAAUGUACAUUUCAGAUAAAAAGUCCAUUCUUUCA
Thalassophryne amazonica is the source of this 1132-nucleotide messenger RNA. It is a transcript of the gene bida, whose product is annotated as BH3 interacting domain death agonist. The record is from RefSeq and is a predicted model, not a curated record. NCBI's taxonomy places the organism in Eukaryota, Metazoa, Chordata, Actinopteri, Batrachoidiformes, Batrachoididae. The transcript has 4 exons. Gene Ontology annotation, biological process: positive regulation of intrinsic apoptotic signaling pathway; positive regulation of release of cytochrome c from mitochondria; apoptotic mitochondrial changes. Gene Ontology annotation, cellular component: mitochondrion; cytosol; cytoplasm. Bases 144 to 737 code for a protein of 197 amino acids.